Molecule: messenger RNA, 3185 nt
Organism: Megalops cyprinoides (Indo-Pacific tarpon)
Lineage: Eukaryota; Metazoa; Chordata; Actinopteri; Elopiformes; Megalopidae
Gene: ildr1a
Product: immunoglobulin-like domain containing receptor 1a
Exons: 8
Coding region: 228-1817 (529 amino acids)
Cellular component (GO): plasma membrane
Molecular function (GO): high-density lipoprotein particle receptor activity
Source: RefSeq, a predicted model, not a curated record
GAAAACGAAGGCACCUGCGAAGGGAGUCGCGUCGAGGAAAGCAGGAAACCAGGGCUUUUUCAUUUGAACGAUGGCACUCUGAAGAUCAUUAUCGACGCAUUGAAUAUGGAAAUUUUUGUUUGGUCCCAUUAUUGAGAUGUGAGAUAUCAUCGGAAGAAAAGAAGUCGUGUUCUAAAGUUUCCUUGUUGGAUUUAACUAACUUGCUGGCUAGCUGUAGCUACAGGACAAUGGGGAACCUGAUACUGACGGUAUUGCUGUUUGGCCUCCUGCCGGCAGCGGUGCUGUCCAUCCAAGUAAUUGUUCCUCAGACGGAGAGGAGCACAGCUCUCUUUGCCUCAGUCACCAUCCGCUGUGACUAUACGACCUCGGCCAACCUGCAGGAUGUCCUGGUCACCUGGCGCUACAAGUCCUUCUGCAUGGACCCCGUGCUGCAGUACUAUUCCACAGCCUACCAGGCAGCUCUGUCUCUGGGUCAGGACCCGGCCAACGACUGCCCAGACCGCCAGCGGACGAUCCGUACCGUGGUCCAGAAGAGGGGCACCAAUGAGCCCAUCCUGGGGUCUGAUUACCGGGAGCGCAAGAUCACCAUUCAAAACAAGGCAGAUCUGGUUAUUACUGAAGUGAUGUGGUGGGAUAACGGAGUGUACUUCUGCUCCGUUGAUGCUCCGGGUGACACAACAGGAGACUCAGACCGGGAGGUCAAACUUAUAGUGUACCAUUGGCUGGUGGUACUUUUCAUCGUCAUUGGUGGCCUGCUCCUGAUCAUACUCUUCGGUGUGUGCUGCUGCCAGUGCUGCCCUCAGCACUGCUGCUGCUACGUACGCUGCCCGUGCUGCCCACAGACGUGCUGCUGUCCUGAGAGAGCGGUGAUGCAGCACCGCAUGAUGAAGGAUGCCCAGAGGGCCAUGGCUCCCUGGCUGCACGGCCAGCCUGUCUACGCCCCCAUUAGCUCCCACGCUUCGUCCACGCAGAUGAACCCCAUGCUGUACUCCGAGUUCCCUUCCAAGCAGAACAUCCCCAUGGCGCCCAUGCCCCUCCCACCUCCGCAUCCCGCCCACCCCAGCAUGCCCCCCAGCAUGCACGGCAACGGCAGCAUCCACGGCACCAGCCAGGCCCUGGACUACCUGGAGAGCCAGGUGCGGAACAUGGACGUGAGCACGCCCCUGUUCCAGCCCCAGGCGAUGCCACCCCCGCCUCAGCACAUGCCCCAGGGCGUGCCAUUCUCGCCGGGGCCUCCCAGCAUGCUCUCCUCCCUUAACGAGAUGGGCGUGCAAGGCGUGGAGCGUCGGGUCAUCCAGCUGCCGCCGAUAGUGGAGCACCCUGGCAGCUCCGCCCGGCGGGUCCCCUCCGGCCCCCGCAGUGCUCGCCCCCCCAGCCGCUCCAGCGAAAGCUCCAGCCGCAGCGCCCGUCGCCGUAACGACUACGGCCCCUCUCGCCAGGACCUGUCCCCUCCCCGCCGGGGUAUCCUGCGCAGCUACAGCGAGGAGUCGGAUUUCGAGGAUAGGCGGCGGGGGUCCGGGCCAGGGGGCCGCCCCCGAUCCCGCAGCAGAGACGACCUGCUGGAGGAGAUGCGCCGGGCCCCGCCGCGUCGGGACAGGAGUUACUCCCCCCCGCGGCGCCGGGGGUCCUGGAGCUCUGAGGACGAGGACAGCAGCAGGAGGGGCGGAGCUCGCGGCCGUGGGGGAGGCUGGCCUGAGAAGCCCCCCAGCUACACCUCCAUCGAGAUCAAGCCGGGACGCAGGCAGAACGGAGGACUGAGACACAACGAGCGCUUCUCUGACAAGAGUUCCCGCAGCGGCACAAGUGUGGUGAUAUAAGUUAAUUUUGCACUCUGUCUGUCCCAUUUUACCAUUAAUGAUCUGUAAAUGUGAUAGAAUUGAGUGUCAGAAAUUCUUAGCUGUGAGAUUUUUAUUAGCUGUGAAGAAGGAAAGCUUAACACAACAAUGAAGCAUCUUACUCCUCACUCCUUGCAGAAGGAGAUACCUCAUGGUGAAGUUCUGAGACUGGUUGGGUUUUUUUUUGUCCAAUUUAUCUCUUUGAGUUCCAUAAAAAUGAAAUGGCACUUCACAGCUCCCUCUGCUGGUCAAUACCUCUCAUAGCAGGCAAAGGAGAGAGAGUGAACAAAAUACAGGGCAGAAGUGGAAGGGUAGGAUGAGGUGAGGCAGAGGGAGGGGACAGAGAAAUGGACAUUAGUUCCCCCUGAGUGUGAUGGAGUCAAAGGAGAAGAGACCACCCAACACAGUUCUAUUUUUUUUCUAUUGUUUGUUUUUUUAUUCUAAUUCAUUGUGAAAGUGCAUUAGUCUUGCAUCAUUUUAUUGGUUAUGGAGGAAUUUGUUUGUUUUUAUAUUUUUUGUUUUAUUUUUGUAUUAAUCGUAUGGGCAUUAGCUCUUCUUGCGUAAAAUAAAGUGAACUCUCCCAGAAAUCCCCCAUGUCAGGCUUUCUGACAUGCUGCCACCCACUGUAGCUCUGAAUCCUGAGCAUCUGGUGGAGGUUUGAAUGUACAGGCAACUCAAUCUUCUGUUCUUUGAUUUGUUAAGUUUUAGAAGGGUAUUGUUAAAUUGCCUCCCAUACGAGAGCAUGUGGAAAUAAUAUACUUGUAAGUAGUCUGUUUAAUAUAGUUGUUUAUUAUUUAUCAUGGCUGUAGAAAGGACCACUUUUGAGGAACAUAAUGUGUGAAAUGUUUUUUGUUGGGCUUUUGGUUUUAAAAUGCAAGAUGGUGUUACUUAAGAUCCAGUUAGCCAAACUCCAGACCAUUUUUAAACAAAAAUUUGGAUUGGAUUGAAUUGGCUAGGAGGACAAUAACCAAUCCCACACCUCAUAUUGAGUACACGCCUAGAGAGCAGCAGUGUAAAUUUUAAACAGUACCCUCCCCUCCACCCCUCCAAAAUGGAAGUGAUUUUAAAUAGGAGGUUAGCAAGGCAGGCUAUGGUAUGGUAAGUUUGAGGGGAAAGCCAUUUCCAAGAAAUGUGAAAAUCAUGUGAGUCAUCAUGUUGAUUCACAUAUAAGGAUUCAACUCAUAAGGCUCCUGAAAUGCAGGUGAGGCAUGAUAUUAGCGGUAUGAACAGCAGUGCGGCGUUAGGGAAGGUUAAUGGAGGACAGUAUUUCCUUAUUAUGUUUCCUACCUGUUGCGAUUUAUGUUGAACACUUCCUGUGUAACUGAUGUUUGGCUGGAUAUUGGAGCAAUG